Molecule: messenger RNA, 2121 nt
Organism: Gastrolobium bilobum
Lineage: Eukaryota; Viridiplantae; Streptophyta; Magnoliopsida; Fabales; Fabaceae
Product: pentatricopeptide repeat-containing protein At4g19890
Exons: 1
Coding region: 1-2121 (706 amino acids)
Molecular function (GO): protein binding
Source: RefSeq, a predicted model, not a curated record
AUGGUGUCCUUUCUGAUUCUCAGAACUCAUGGCUUUCCACACAGAUUCACCUCAGUGUUCAUUCUUAGCAGAAAAGCACUGUGCUUUUGCUCUUCUUCAACACUACCCACAUCAUCAUCAUCUUCUUCUUCUUCUCAUGUGCCUUCAUCCCAGUCAAUGGUCAAAAGGGUUUGCUCAUUAGUGUGUGAAUCUUACUAUCAGCAUGCCCACAUGAGAGUGUCACCUCCAAGGCUCCAUCUUGGCAUUGAUGCUGAUUCCUUGACCCAUGAACAGGCUAUUACCAUUGUUGCUUCACUUGCAGAUGAUGCUGGUUCAAUCGUGGCCUUGAGUUUCUUCAAUUGGGCCAUUGGGUAUUCCAAAUUUCGACACUUUAUGCGGCUUUAUAUAGUGUGUGCAACAUCUCUUAUUGGGAAUGGGAAUUUAGAGAAAGCUCGUGAGGUGAUGCAGUGUAUGGUGAAGAAUUUUGCUGAGAUUGGGAGGUUGAAAGAGGCUGUUGAAAUGGUUAUUGAAAUGCAUAACCAGGGUUUAGUACCAAAUACUCGGACAUUGAAUUGGGUCAUCAAGAUUACAAGUGACAUGGGUUUGGUUGAGUAUGCAGAGUACCUGUUUGAGGAAAUGUGUGCGAGAGGCGUUCGCCCAGAUUCUGUUAGCUAUAGGGUGAUGGUUGUUGCAUAUUGUAAGAUGGGUAAUGUUUUGGAGGCCGAUAGGUGGUUGAGUUCCAUGCUUGAGAGGGGAUUUGUGGUUGAUAAUGCAUCAUUUACAUUAAUAAUCAGUAGAUUAUUUGAAAAGGGCUUUGCAACCAGAGCAUUAUGGUAUUUCCGUAAGUUUAGUGAUAUGGGUUUGAAGCCUAAUCUGAUUAAUUUCACAUCCAUGAUUGAAGGUUUUUGCAAAAAGGGCAGCAUCAAGCAAGCAUUUGAAAUGUUAGAGGAGAUGGUUGGUAAAGGUUGGAAACCUAAUGUGUAUACACAUACAGCAUUGAUUGAUGGUCUCUGCAAGAAAGGAUGGACUGAGAAAGCGUUCAGACUGUUUCUUAAGCUUGUUCGAAGUGAGAAUCACAAGCCAAAUGUCCUUACAUAUACUUCCAUGAUAAGUGGUUAUUGCAGAGAUGACAAACUAAACCGGGCAGAAAUGCUACUCAGCCGAAUGAAAGAACAGGGAUUAGUCCCGAACACCAACACAUACACAACCCUCAUUGAUGGGCACUGCAAAGCAGGAAAUUUUGAAAGAGCAUAUGGUUUGAUGAAUCUAAUGAAUAACGAAGGUUUCAGUCCAAAUGUGUGUACAUAUAAUGCCAUUGUUGAUGGCCUUUGUAAAAAGGGAAGGGUACAAGAGGCUUACAAAAUGCUUAAGAAUGGCUUUCAUAAUGGGUUGAAAGCUGAUAAAGUCACCUAUACUAUUCUCAUAUCUGAACAUUGCAAACAGGCAGAUAUUAAGCUAGCAUUGGUGUUAUUCAAUAAGAUGGUCAAGAGUGGUAUUCAACCUGACAUUCAUUCAUACACCACAUUGAUUGCAGUCUUUUGUAGGGAAAAAAGAAUGAAGGAGAGUGAGAUGUUUUUUGAGGAAGCUGUGAAAUUUGGACUUAUCCCUACAAACAAAACUUAUACAUCUAUGAUAUGUGGUUACUGCCGAGAAGGAAAUUUGAAGUUGGCGCUGAAGUUUUUCAAUAGGAUGGGUGACCAUGGUUGUGCUCCAGAUUCUAUUACUUAUGGUGCUCUUAUAAGUGGGCUUUGUAAACAGUCAAAGCUGGGUGAGGCUCGUAGGUUCUAUGACACCAUGAUAGAAAAGGGAAUUACUCCAUGUGAAGUUACUCGGGUAACUUUGGCUUAUGAGUAUUGCAAGAUAGAUGACUGUAUCUCUGCUAUGGUUAUUCUUGAAAGGCUGGAAAAAAAACUCUGGAUCAGGACAGCUAAUACCCUGAUCAGGAAGCUAUGUAGUGAGAGGAAAGUGGGUAUGGCAGCACUGUUCUUCCAUAAGUUACUAGACAUGGACCUUCAUGUAAAUCGUGUAACAUUAGCAGCAUUUAUGACUGCAUGCUAUGAAAGCAAUAAGUAUGCUCUUGUUUCUGAUUUGACUGCAAGGAUACACAAGGAAAAUCGUUUAGCAAUCAAAGUCACUAAAUAG